GGAGGGCACAGCAGGCUUUGUUUACACAGCAAUCCGACCACAGCCUGUUAGCCUUCGCUGCUGUGUUCUUCUUCAGUAAAUGUGAAGGGAGAGCGUUUGUUGGGAGGAAUAUCGAGCUAGAAGAUUGCAACCUUUUUUUAACCCCUACUAGUGUGGUGAAAUAGUUCACACAAGGUAAAACAGAGAACAUAUUGUUCUUCACUUUUGUGUGAUUUUACUUUUUUUAAGUAAAUAUCGCCCUCCCUUGCGUUUUCAUUGGACAAAGCAGAGGAUUUGAACUUCUUCACGCUCAUCUCGUGCCUUACUGAUUCAUCACAUUGUGGGGAUUUAGAGGAAUUGGUGAACUGAGGCGUUCUGGAUAUACAAAAGGUUGAUCUUCUUUAAAGCCCUUGAAAGGAUUUAAUGCCGUCUUAAGUGGGCAGGUUCCCUUUGCUGGGCUAUGCUGGGGAACCCACGUUUAUACUGUAUCUGAGAGAAAUAUCUUGGAGAGAAAUCCAACAGCAAAGGGCCAUGGAAUGGGACCACAGAGAGAGGGAGCCCUGCUUGUCUCCUGCAGCAUUUGUCAAUCAGGUGCAAUAUUCCAACAUCCUGGAAGGAAGAUUCAAACAACUGCAAGAUGAGCGUGAAGCUGUCCAGAAGAAGACUUUCACCAAAUGGGUGAACUCCCACUUAGGCCGUGUAACUUGUCGCAUUGGUGACUUAUAUACAGACCUGCGUGACGGCCGCAUGCUUAUCCGCCUGCUGGAAGUGCUCUCAGGAGAACAGCUGCCAAAGCCCACUAAGGGCCGCAUGCGUAUCCACUGCUUGGAGAAUGUUGAUAAAGCCUUGCAGUUCCUCAAAGAGCAAAAGGUCCAUCUAGAAAACAUGGGGUCACAUGAUAUUGUGGAUGGGAACCACCGUCUCACACUGGGUCUCAUCUGGACCAUCAUUCUUCGCUUCCAGAUUCAGGACAUCAGCGUUGAAACGGAGGACAACAAAGAGAAGAAAUCUGCUAAAGAUGCCCUUCUCCUUUGGUGCCAAAUGAAAACUGCCGGCUACCCUAAUGUCAACAUCCACAACUUCACUACCAGCUGGAGGGAUGGUCUAGCGUUCAAUGCCAUCGUGCACAAACACAGACCUGACCUGAUUGAGUUUGACAACCUGAAAAGGUCCAACGCUCACUACAAUCUACAGAAUGCUUUCAAUGUGGCUGAGAAGGAGAUGGGCCUUACUAAGCUCCUGGACCCAGAAGAUGUUAAUGUGGAUCAACCGGACGAGAAGUCCAUUAUUACCUAUGUAGCGACUUACUACCAUUACUUCUCAAAGAUGAAGGCCCUAGCAGUGGAGGGCAAGCGAAUUGGCAAGGUUUUGGACUAUGCCAUUGAGGCGGAUCAGCUUAUAGAGAAGUAUGAGACCUUGGCUUCAGAGCUGCUGGAGUGGAUUGAGCAGACCAUAGUGACUCUAAAUGAUCGGCAGUUGGCUAACUCGCUCAGCGCUGUGCAGAAUCAGCUUCAGGCUUUCAAUUCUUACCGGACUGUGGAGAAACCGCCCAAAUUUACGGAAAAAGGAAACUUGGAGGUUCUUCUUUUUACUAUCCAGAGCAAGAUGAGAGCAAACAACCAGAAAGUUUACAUGCCAAGAGAAGGAAAACUAAUCUCUGAUAUCAAUAAGGCAUGGGAGCGGCUUGAAAAGGCAGAGCAUGAACGUGAGCUGGCCCUCAGAAAUGAAUUAAUCCGCCAAGAAAAGCUAGAGAUGCUCGCGGCACGGUUUGACCGCAAGGCUGCUAUGCGGGAAACAUGGUUGAGUGAGAAUCAGCGCUUGGUGUCUCAGGACAAUUUUGGAACCGACUUGGGCGCUGUGGAAGCUGCCACCCGUAAACAUGAGGCAAUUGAGACAGACAUUGGUGCAUACUGGGAGCGCGUGGCUGCUGUUGAGGCUGUGGCCAAAGAGCUGGAGGCAGAGCGAUACCACGAUGUCCGGCGUGUGCUCGCAAGAAGGGAUAAUGUGCUUCGUCUCUGGGAAUACCUCAAGGAGCUUCUGGCAGCACGCAGAGAGCGACUAAAUGCCCAUCGUGACCUCCAGAGGCUCUUCCAAGAAAUGUGCUACAUAAUGGACUGGAUGGCUGACAUGAAGAGUCGUCUCCAGUCCCAAGAUAGUGGCAAACAUUUGCAUGAUGUUUUGGACCUACUUCAGACACAUAAUCUAGUAGAGGCUGAUAUUUCAGCUCAGGCUGAAGGAAUCAAAGCAGUGCAGGGAGCUGCAAAUCGCUUCACUUCCCAUGAUCAAGCUUACAAACCAUGUGAGCCAGGACUUGUAAGUGAAAAAGUUGACCUACUGGGCCAAGCCUAUGAGGAGCUUGGUCAACUUGCGGCACAACGCAGAGAACGCCUUGAGGAUUCUCGGCGCCUGUGGCAGUUCCUGUGGGACCUGGGCGAGGAGGCAGCCUGGAUCCGAGAACAAGAACAGAUUCUGACCAGUGGGGAGUGUGGCCGGGACCUAACUUCUGCCCUUCACCUAGUCAGCAAACAUGAGGCGUUCACGGAUGAAAUGGCAGCCCGCUAUGGCCCUCUGAGCAACAGUAUUGCUGCAGGGGAAGCUUUAGUUGACGAGGGACACUUUGGAGCCCCGGAAGUCACAGAGAAUAUUAAAGAUAUCCGUGCACAGUGGACACAUCUGGUGGAGACAACAAAGCUCAGAGAACAGAAGCUUAAGGACUCAGUGGCCAUGCAUCAGUUUCAAGCAGAUGCUAAUGACAUGGAGGCAUGGCUAAUGGAAACUCUAAGGCAGGUGUCUACUCAGGAAAUGGGUCACGACGAGUUCUCCACCCAAACUUUAGCUCGCAAGCAGCGAAAAAUAGAGGAGGAGAUUAAGAGCCACCAGCCUCUCAUUGACUCCCUGCACGAGCAAGUCCAAGCACUGCCACAAGCCUAUCUUCAAUUUCCCCAGGUGGAGGGUCGACUACCAGCUAUUGAGCAGCGCUACAAAGAGCUACAAUCCCUCUCGGCGGCUCGGCGACAGGCACUGGAAGGUGCUUUGGCACUCCAUCGCAUGUUCAGUGAGGCGGGCGCCUGCCAACUGUGGGUGGAAGAAAAAGAGAAGUGGUUACAUGGCAUGGAUAUCCCGACCAAACUGGAAGACUUGGAAGUGGUUCAUCAAAGGUUCGAGACCCUGGAACCAGAGAUGAACAACCUAGGAACUCGUGUCACUGAUGUGAACCAGGUGGCUGAGCAGCUGUUGACCUUUGACAAUUGUAACAAAGACCAAAUCUACCAAACACGCGACCACCUGAACAAUAGGUGGAAAGAAUUUGAAAAACUGUCUGGUCAAAAGAAACAAGGCCUUGAGUCAGCCCUUAACAUCCAGAACUACCACCUGGAGUGUAAUGAGAUCCAAUCAUGGAUGAAAGAAAAGACCAAGGUUAUUGAAUCCACUCAGAGCUUGGGAAAUGACCUGACUGGAGUGAUGGCACUGCAGCGAAAACUCACAGGCAUGGAGAGAGACCUGGAAGCUAUUCAGGGAAAAUUAAAUGACCUGCAAGAGGAGGCAGAAAAACUGGCCAAGGAACAUCCAGAUCAAGCUGAUGAGAUUCUAGGUCGCCUGGCGGAGAUACAAGAAGUGUGGAAGGAGUUGAACUCCACCAUGAAACGACGUGAGGAGUCACUGGGCGAGGCCAGUAAGCUGCAAGGCUUCCUCAGGGAUCUAGAUGACUUCCAGUCGUGGCUCUCCCGCACUCAGACAGCUGUGGCGUCAGAGGACAGUCCCACCUCUUUACCUGAGGCUGAGAGUUUACUAGCCCAGCAUGAAAACAUCAAAAAUGAAGUGGACAACUAUAAAGAGGACUACGAGAAAAUGCGAGUUGUCGGUGAUGAGGUUACCCAGGGUCAGACGGAUGUCCAGCACAUGUUCUUGGCACAGAGGCUCCAGGCUUUGGAUACUGGCUGGCAUGAGUUGCGGCAAAUGUGGGAGAACAGACACAGUCUUUUGGCCCAAGCCUUUGACUUUCAGACUUUCUUGAGGGAUGCAAAGCAGGCAGAGGCCUUCCUCAAUAGCCAGGAGUAUGUGUUGUCCCACACAGAGAUGCCGACAAGUCUUCAGGGAGCAGACAAGGCCAUUAAGAAGUAUGAAGAUUUUCUCACUACCACAGAAGCCAGCGAGGAAAAGAUAACUGGUGUUGUGGAGGCAGGGCGGCGCCUCAUUAACGACGGCAACGCAAACUCCGAUAAGAUUCAAGAAAAAUUGGAUUCUAUUCAGGAAAGGCAUCUAAAGAAUAAGAAGUCUGCCAAUGAAUUGCUGGCAAAACUUAAGGACAAUCGUGAACUGCAGCACUUCCUUCAAGAUGGACAGGAGCUUACAUUAUGGAUCAAUGAGAAAAUGCUGACUGCUCAGGACAUGUCGUAUGAUGAAGCCAGAAAUCUUCACAGCAAGUGGCAGAAACACCAGGCCUUCAUGGCAGAGCUGGCUUCGAACAAAGACUGGUUGGACAAAAUUGACAAGGAGGGCCAGGCUCUUGUGGCAGAGAAGCCAGAAUUAAAACCUGUUGUCCAGCAAACCCUAGAAGACCUACAGCACCAUUGGGAGGAGUUAGAGAGCACCACCCGCACCAAAGCCCAAUGCUUGUUUGAUGCCAACCGUGCAGAGCUGUUCACACAGAGCUGCUCUGCUCUGGAUGGCUGGGUGAAAAACCUAGAGAGUCAGCUGCAAAGUGACGAUUACGGAAAGGAUUUGACAAGUGUCAACAUCCUGCUCAAUAAGCAUCAGAUACUGGAGAACCAAAUGGAGGUCAGAGAGAAGGAAGUGCAGUCCCUGCAGUCUCAAGCCUUGGCUUUGUCUCAGGAAGACGCUGGACUAUCUGAGGUAGAUGGCCAACAAAGGCGUGUCACAGACAGCUUUUCCAGCCUUCAAGAUCCUCUUAAACUGAGGAGACAGAGACUACUGGCAUCCAAAGAAGCACACCAGUUCAACAGAGAUCUGGAAGAUGAAAUAUUGUGGGUAAAAGAGAGAAUGCCAUUGGCAACAUCUACAGACCAUGGAAAAGAUCUUCCCACUGUACAGCUUCUUAUCAAGAAGAACCAGACAUUGCAAAAGGAAAUCCAGGGACAUCAGCCCCGUAUUUAUGACAUCCAGAAACGUGGCCAGACACAAAGCCAGCUAGAUGGAGAGCGACAAUCUGCUCUCGAGGAGCGUCUUGUUGAGCUGAAGGAUCUUUGGGACCAACUGAUUGGUGAGACGGACAAACGUCAUGCUCGCCUAGUGGAAGCCAAUCGUGCCCAGCAGUUCUACACUGAUGCGGCAGAGGCAGAGGCCUGGAUGGGAGAACAGGAGCUGCACAUGAUGUCGGAAGAAAAGGCCAAGGAUGAGCAAAGUGCUUUAGUGAUGGUGAAAAAGCACGAGAGCUUGGAGCAAGCGCUGGAAGACUACGCCCAGACCAUCCACCAGUUGGCCAACAGCAGCCGACUAAUGGUCACCAGUGAACAUCCAGAGAGUGACAGAAUCACAUUACGACAAGCACAAGUUGACAAGUUGUACGCUGGGUUGAAAGAUCUGGCCGAGGAACGCCGCGGCCGGCUUCAGGAGAGACUCCGUCUGACCCAGUUAAAGAGAGAGGUGGAUGACUUGGAACAGUGGAUUGCAGAACGAGAGGUCGUUGCUGGCUCCCAUGAACUAGGACAGGACUAUGAGCAUGUCACUAUGCUGAGAGACAAGUUUCGCGAGUUUGCUCGUGACACCAGCACAAUCGGCCAAGAGCGCGUAGACUGCGUGAAUGGCCUGGCAGAUGACCUCAUUGAAUCUGGUCACCCGGAGAACGCUAGUGUGGCCGAGUGGAAGGAUGGGCUGAAUGAGGCCUGGGCCGACCUGCUGGAACUGAUUGACACGCGCACACAAAUGUUGGCCGCUUCCUACGAGCUGCACCGCUUCCAUCAGGAUGCCAUGGAGGUUCUCGGGCGCAUUAGGGAGAAGCGGCAGGCGCUACCGUCCGACCUUGGCCGGGAUCUGAACACUGUCCAGCAUCUACAUAGACAACACAAUACUUUUGAAAAUGACAUCCAAGCCCUCAGUGGACAGGUCAACCAAGUGCAAGAUGAUGCUGCACGACUGCAGAAAGCCUACGCUGGAGAGAAAGCGGAUGACAUUAACAGGAGUGAGCAUGCUGUGACCUCUUCCUGGGAGGGUCUUCUGGAGGCUGGCGAAACCCGCAGGGUGCUCCUCCUGGACACGGUGGAAAAGUUCCGCUUCUUCAACAUAGUGCGAGACCUCAUGCUCUGGAUGGAUGGAGUCAACCUGCAGAUCGAUGCACAUGACAGCCCCAGGGACGUAUCUUCUGCUGGGCUUGUCAUUGCCAAUCAUCAGGACAUCAAGUCAGAAAUCGAGACCAGGGCGAAUAGCUUUACAGCCUGUAUUGACAUGGGGAUCACGCUAAUCAACAAUAAUCACUAUGCUACCGAUGAGAUCCGGGAAAAGCUCGCCCAGCUACAAGAACAGAGGGACAAGAUCAACAAAAAGUGGCAGGACAAGAUGGACUAUUUGCAAAUUAUGCUGGAAGUGUUGCAGUUUGGUCGUGAUGCCUGCGUCGCAGAGUCUUGGCUGGCCGGUCAAGAACCUCUGGUGCGGGCAGCAGACUUAGGUUCCAAUGUGGAUGAGGUGGAAAGUCUAAUAAAGCGCCAUGAGGCCUUCGAAAAACUUGCCGCUUCCUGGGAGGAGCGCUUUGUGAUGCUGGAGAAACUGACCACACUCGAGGAGCAGGAAAUGGAGAGGAGGCGAGAAGAAGAGGAAAGAGCACGAAGACCCCCCACUCCACCCUUGGCAGAAGUGGCACCCUCCGAGGUAGAAAGUCAAAUACACGACUCUGCAGCCAGAACCAGUCUCGAUCAGACGACACUGAAUCAGUCGGCGUCAGUGAAUGGAGUUCACAGCGACAACGAUACAUCACAGCAGUCGCGGUCGCUAUCAUUGUCAGUGGAAAAGAAAUCAGAGGCUAAACGCGUGUGUAAGCCAAAGCAGCCGCAGCGUGGUUCAGAAUCAGAGUCGGUAAACGGACCAGGCAGAGACAGCGGCUUGGCGUCUUCGCGCCUCGACCAGUCGGCCACGUUACCGGGCCGGGGCGCAGCAGAGUCUGAACCUGAAGCAAUGGAGGGCAUGCUUUAUCGAAAGCAGGAGAUGGAGUCGCACAGUAAAAAAGCAGCUACUAGGUCAUGGCAGAAUGUGUACUGUGUCCUAAGAAAAGGAAGUCUGGGUUUCUAUAAAGAUGGCAAAAGCGCUAGCAAUGGCAUCCCCUACCAUGGAGAGGUCCCUAUCAGUCUUGGAGAGGCCAUUUGUGAGAUCGCCAAUGACUAUAAAAAGAGGAAACAUGUAUUCAAGCUCAGGCUAGGAGAUGGAAAAGAGUAUCUAUUUCAAGCAAAGGAUGAGGCUGAAAUGAGCUCCUGGAUCCGCUCCAUCCUCAGUUCCAUUCCGACGGGAUCAGGAGACUCGCCGGGAGGUCCGCGAGUCCUCAGCCGCGCGAUGACCAUGCCUCCCAUCUCCCCCAUCUCCCCUGGCUCAGCUGAUGCCGGAGGUGUGACCAUGCGCAACAAAGAGGGUAAAGAUAAGGAUCGUGAGAAGAGGUUCAGCUUCUUUGGCAAGAAGAAAUAGAACAUUUGUCAAACAACCUGGAUGUGUCCAAUUGUCCCACAAACUGAAAGAGUCCAAACAACACACUGGUCUCAGUGCAGCCCUGAGGCGCUACUACUGUAUGUCGACAGCUACAGAAAAUGUACUCUUAUUUUUUUCCCCCUUUCAUCACGGGUUUCAUCUCUCGCUUUCUUUUUGGGUCUCCAUCUAAGUGCUUCUCAACCACGGAGACAAAACCCACCAUAACCAACAUAACUAUGUUGGUUGAGGAAUCGACAAGGUCCUGUUUAUCUUCUGUCAGCUAAAUAGGUUCUCCUUCAUUUUGGAUGAUCUGUAUUACUACUGUGUAACUCGCUGAUUGAUCAAGGAUCCCCUUCCACACUCUCACACAACACACACACACUUUUAAUCACUUCUCUUUUAAAACAAUCACCUCAAUGCUCUUCUUUUUUGCUUUGGGCCUCAAUGUUAUUAACUUGACCAAUAAUAUUUCCGUUAUUAUUCAUCUUUUCUUAUUGCUGGUUUGAAGAAAACUAAUGAUUAUCUUGUGAAGAUAAACACAGUUUGCACAACUAGUAGAGAAUGUUGAGCUUAUCCUUGUAUGUAAUAUUAUUAUUAUAUUAUUAUUAUUAUUAUAUUAUCAUUCUUCCUUUCUUUUAGGGAUGACCGUUCUUGAGGUGUGUUUGAAAAAUAAAACUAAUUUGGUUUUAUCAGUUUGCAGUAAGUAAUCACAAGUUAAAUUUGGACUUUGAUAUAUAUUUAAUAUGUGGUUGAAAUUUUUCUUAAUUGCUAAAUUUGCCUGUUUUCGAUUAUACUGUUGGAGUGAUAUUUUCUGCUUGAGUUUUUAUGUUUUUUUGUCUGUACAAAGCUGAGAGAAUUAGUUUUUCUAGUGAGUGUGUGCGUGAAUUGUGGUGAUGUGGAUUUUGCACGUCAAUAUUAUUCCUCAUCAAAUAUGGCCAGGUGGAUGCUACUUUUUGGUACUCAAACAGAAAAUAUUACUGGAAUGCUUUUAUGGGAGAGAAUGCUUUCCUUUUUUCUUUGCUUCCGGUUUUACUACUUGUAAGCAAGGAGGUUUCUCCCUAUUGUGUUUUUUAUUUCUGUUUCAAUCAUCUCUUUGUGUUGUUGGUAUAAUGGAGGGAAGACCUUUGGGAGAACUUAGCAGCUAAAAAAAAAUCUGAAGACUUGGGGGAUGCACAAUAUAUGAUGGGUAUGAUUUAGGGAAGAAUGUUGCAAAGUCUGACCGCCUUAUUUGAAUAAAUACGCAUCACCUCCAUUCAAAUGUUUUUCAAAAUAAGCUUUCACGGUAUUAAUAUACAAAUGUGACGAUCUGGCUGUGGACGAAGCUGGUAGAAUAUGCCUACGUAAGACAAAAUGCUCUAAAAAGGAUCUUUGUGCUUUGACAUUUGUGGCAUGAUUAUACUGUAAGUAUAUAUUUGUGCAUCACCAUCACCCUAUCUGUGUCCAUUAAUGCAGAGAAAAUGUGAUUUGCUUAGUUAUCGGGGUCAGAGAACAUGUAAUCGGCAUCUGUAAUAAAUAGAAACAAGGUAGCUCAGAUAUAAAAAACCUAAUAAUGUUGUAUUAAAUUCCUCCAAGAACUGUACAUGUUUAAAAACACACAUGCAAAGUGUUUAGUGAAGCAGUGUAGUGCAGUUCUAUAUGGAUAUAACUAUUGUCACUUUCAUCCAGGUGUCAAGUUGCCUUUUCUAACUGCCAAAAUCCAAUAAGACAAUUAAGAAUUGAAGGGUUUCAGUGGGUUAAGUUACAGGUUAUUGGUUAGUAAGGAUAAUGUAUUGCAUCAUUUAAGUUGUCUGAUCACAACAAGCUGCCAGAGGAAGAUGUAAACCUACAGUAAGGUUGCACUGGAUUAACUAUAUUGCUUGGCCUUAUUUUCUAGUUCUAAAUGAAUGUGGAAGCAUUACAAGCAUUGCUCCAAUCCAUAAAGAGAUCUAGUCGGGGUACUAAGAUAAAUAGAAAGCUGGCGCUGUUACUUUGAGCACAAAGAUUUGAGGUCAAAGGUCACACAGUGUAUUUUCUUACUUUCUUCAGCUUGUUUGAAUGUACAUUAAUGAAAUUAGCUAGGCCAAAUUGGUCAUGUGAAGCAAAAAAACACAACCAAACCAAGCAUACUUUUUCUUCCACACUUGCAUAUAUACUGUGCUGUAUGCUUAAAGCAGGGAUGGCAUUUUCCUCGAUUAUGUGUUAUUUCUAUAAAAGAAAAGUGAAGCUCUUUGACAAGAACAAAAAGUUGGCCGCCAGAAGGGACAUUUUAAUAACUUGCUUUUUUAUGAUAGAAGUGUAAACAAGGACUGAUGGUCAUUUCAUUUUGUAGAAGAAUGCAGGGUAUUUGCAGUCUUAGUUAAAGCUGAUCAUUUUUCAUUCUGGAAUCUUGCAGCAUUUGAUAAAAAAAAAACCUUCAUUUUACUGUUUUUUCCCCUCUGUAAAUUAGAGCUGUUAAUACCACUACUACUAUUAAUUGCUAUUAUGAUCAUUAUUGCUACUGUUGUUACUAUUACUACUACUGUUACUAAUUCUGCAAAAAGUGUAUUUGCUGUCAAUUUUUUUCCAGGUACGUAUCUGUAAUACCAGACCUUUCCACAUGGUGUCAGUGUGCCGUGGAGCAUUUUCAUUACAAUUCAAGAAAAAUAAUGUUUGUUGACUUGUGUAUCUACAUCGACAAUAGUAGGAAUAAUAAAACGUGGUUUAAUCAAAAAA
Molecule: messenger RNA, 10296 nt
Organism: Nerophis ophidion (straightnose pipefish)
Lineage: Eukaryota; Metazoa; Chordata; Actinopteri; Syngnathiformes; Syngnathidae
Gene: sptbn2
Product: spectrin, beta, non-erythrocytic 2
Exons: 39
Coding region: 511-7605 (2364 amino acids)
Biological process (GO): actin cytoskeleton organization
Cellular component (GO): cell projection; plasma membrane; cortical actin cytoskeleton
Molecular function (GO): actin filament binding; structural constituent of cytoskeleton; phospholipid binding
Source: RefSeq, a predicted model, not a curated record